AUGUUAGAUUCAUGCAACAACGCGGAUAGUGGCCUUGAACAUGGAGUAGAAUCGCAGUUGAGAGUGUCAUUUGCUGUUGAUCCGGAUGACUCUACGGUUUACGAUAAUGACGAAUCUGACGCUAGUUCUAUCGCCAAUUCAUUGAAUGAUCUCUCCAUCUGCAACGAUACUCCCGAAGAGAGAGCUGAGCAGCAGUCAGCAGAGGAUCUCCGCAGUGUUCUUGCUCCAACAUGUACGACUGACUCUGUUUUCGUCGAGGAACCACUGCAAGCUGUUUCUUUUGCUAAAGAUGCAGAAGCAAUUCAUGAUUCUACUGCGAUUCAAGCGCCCAGUCACAGUGUUGAAGAACAUAAAAUGCACAUACUAAAAAAAUUUACUUGGGAGGGGCCACCUCCCCCACCUCUAGAUGCUGACCAAACUGCACAACUCAUGAUGCUGUCCCGAAACGAAUGCCCAUUCUGCAAGACCGCACACGGUUCUAGAGGACUGCGCGUUCCCGCGUUUGCAGACGAUGAGAUAAAGGAGGAGUGUAUGAUUGCACACCUUGUACGAUUUCAUCACGAAGAUAGAAGAGCUACUUGGGUUCUUAAUGCUAAGAGGUAGAA
Strongylus vulgaris is the source of this 605-nucleotide messenger RNA. NCBI's taxonomy places the organism in Eukaryota, Metazoa, Nematoda, Chromadorea, Rhabditida, Strongylidae. The record is from the annotation of a GenBank genome assembly.